Messenger RNA from Tachyglossus aculeatus (Australian echidna), 3778 nucleotides. It is a transcript of the gene RHOBTB2, whose product is annotated as Rho related BTB domain containing 2. NCBI's taxonomy places the organism in Eukaryota, Metazoa, Chordata, Mammalia, Monotremata, Tachyglossidae. Gene Ontology annotation, biological process: small GTPase-mediated signal transduction. Gene Ontology annotation, molecular function: GTPase activity; protein binding; GTP binding. The record is from RefSeq and is a predicted model, not a curated record.
UGCAGCGCAACUGCUCAGCAACCCUCCUCCUGCAUCUCCGCCGGGAAGGGAAGCCAGGAGACCGGGCCCUCCGAGGGCCCCGCGCCGCCCAUGACACUGCUCGCCCGGGACUCGGGGAGAUGCUGAGACGGAAGGAGGCAAUGGCCGCGGGGAAAAACUCCCUUCCACGUCCCGUCCACCGCACGGCCUGGGCUCCCGCUGCUCCUGCUGCCGACGCUGCUGCUGAUCGGUCGGAGGAUCUGAUGAUUUAACCCUGGGAUCGCCUGCCCGGAUUGAUUCCGGCCACCCACUACAAUGAACGUGCUCGGCGAGAAGCGAUGCAUUCCUUCCAGUAGAAAUCACCCCGUCUCAUGUAGUGGUGUCCCAAUUAAUGGAUUCUGACAUGGAUUAUGAAAGGCCAAACGUAGAGACUAUCAAGUGUGUCGUGGUCGGGGACAACGCCGUUGGCAAGACCAGGCUCAUCUGUGCCCGUGCCUGCAAUGCCACUCUCACCCAGUACCAACUGCUCGCCACCCAUGUGCCCACCGUCUGGGCCAUCGACCAGUACCGGGUAUGCCAGGAGGUGCUUGAGCGCUCCCGAGAUGUAGUAGAUGAUGUCAGCGUGUCUCUGCGGCUCUGGGACACCUUUGGAGACCAUCACAAAGACCGGCGCUUCGCCUAUGGGAGAUCUGAUGUGGUGGUUCUGUGCUUCUCCAUCGCCAACCCCAACUCCCUGCACCAUGUCAAGACUAUGUGGUACCCCGAAAUCAAACAUUUCUGUCCCCGGGCCCCCGUUAUCCUGGUAGGCUGCCAGCUGGACCUGCGCUAUGCUGACCUGGAGGCUGUGAACAGGGCAAGGCGCCCCUUAGCCAGGCCCAUCAAGCCCAAUGAAAUCCUGCCACCAGAGAAAGGCCGGGAGGUGGCCAAGGAACUGGGCAUCCCAUACUACGAGACGAGUGUGGUGGCCCAGUUUGGCAUCAAGGACGUGUUCGACAAUGCCAUCAGAGCCGCCCUCAUCUCCCGCCGCCACCUACAGUUCUGGAAGUCCCACCUGCGCAAUGUCCAGAGGCCCCUGCUUCAGGCCCCCUUCCUGCCCCCCAAGCCUCCGCCCCCCAUCAUCGUGGUGCCCGACCCCCCGUCCAGCAGUGAGGAGCGCCCUGCCCACCUGCUGGAGGACCCCCUCUGUGCGGAUGUCAUCUUGGUGCUGCAGGAGAGAGUGCGCAUCUUUGCCCACAAGAUCUACCUCUCCACCUCCUCCUCCAAGUUCUACGACCUGUUCCUCAUGGACCUGAGUGAGGAAGAGUUGGGGGGCUCUGGAGCGGGAAGCUCCCUCCCAGGGGAGGAGCCUCGGGGCCACCAUCACCACCACCACCACCACCACCACGGGAGGGACUUUUUGCUGCGGGCAGCCAGCUUCGACGUGUGCGAGAGUGUGGACGAGGGCGGGCCGGGCCCCGCGGCCCUCCGGGCCUCCACCAGCGACGGGAUCCUGCGGGGGGACGGGGCGGGGUACCUCCCGGGCCGGGGACGGGUGCUGUCGUCCUGGAGCCGGGCCUUCGUGAGCAUCCAGGAGGAGCUGGCCGACGACCCCCUGACCUACAAGUCUCGGCUGAUGGUGGUGGUGAAGAUGGACGGCUCCAUCCAGCCGGGACCUUUCCGAGCUGUGCUCAAGUACUUGUACACCGGGGAGCUGGAUGAGAACGAGAGGGACCUCAUGCACAUUGCUCACAUCGCAGAGCUCCUGGAGGUCUUCGACCUGCGCAUGAUGGUCGCCAACAUCCUCAACCAUGAGGCCUUCAUGAACCAGGAGAUCACCAAGGCCUUCCACGUUCGCCGCACCAACCGGGUCAGAGAGUGUUUGGCCAAAGGCACUUUUUCGGACGUGACCUUCAUUCUGGAUGACGGGACCAUCAGCGCCCACAAGCCCCUGCUCAUCUCCAGCUGCGACUGGAUGGCUGCCAUGUUUGGGGGGGCCUUUGUGGAGAGCUCCACCAGAGAGGUGGCGUUCCCCCACACUAGCAAGAGCUGCAUGCGGGCCGUGCUGGAGUACCUCUACACGGGCAUGUUCAGCUCCAGCCCGGACUUGGACGACAUGAAGCUUAUCAUCCUCGCUAACCGACUCUGCUUACCCCACCUGGUCGCCCUCACAGAGCAGUUCACAGUGACCGGACUAAUGGAAGCCACACAGAUGAUGGUGGACAUAGAUGGUGACGUCCUUGUAUUUCUGGAACUGGCUCAGUUCCACUGCGCGUACCAGUUGGCUGACUGGUGCCUUCACCACAUCUGCACCAACUACAAUAACGUGUGUCGGAAGUUCCCCCGGGACAUGAAGGCCAUGUCUGCAGAGAACCAGGAGUACUUUGAGAAGCACCGGUGGCCCCCAGUCUGGUACCUCAAGGAGGAAGACCACUACCAGCGGGCACGGAAGGAACGCGAGAAGGAGGAUUACCUCCAUCAGAAGCGACAGCCCAAGAGAAGGUGGCUGUUCUGGAACGGCCCCUCCUCUCCUUCCUCUUCUGCUGCCUCUUCGUCCUCACAGUCGUCCUCCUCAGCUGUGGUUUGAGCAAUGCCUCCGCCCUCCCUACACCACCGCUGUCACCUCUCCUUCCCUACCCCCUCACCGCCCCCUGCCCCCGUUUCUGGCCUUCCCCCUGCCCGCCUGUCCAGGAACGGGGGCUACUGACUGGCUGGGGCUAGGCUCGGGCCCUGCGGGUAUGGAGCAGAGAGCAGCGGCGAGGACCGGUCGAGGAGGGGAGACGGGGCAUGGGGCCCCAGUUCAGAGUGGGUGAUGGAGGCCGCUGCCAGGCAAAGGGAGCUAGUGGCCCCAUUUGGCCCUCUCCUCUCUCCACCAAGUCCACAUGAGGAGUCCCUUAGCCAAGGGGAAAGGCCUGGCCUGCCCAGCAGAAACCUCUCUUUACAGGAAAAAGAUGGGCUUCUUGUGUGGGACCGUUGUUCCCCAACAUUCUUGUUGGCUCCGAUGUUUUUCUACCACAGAGGAUCGGGGGUUCAAAAACGAAUCAGGGUCAUUUUACAUGGGGCUUCUCCUCUCUGUCCCAGGCUCCAUGAGGGUCCUCUUGGAGAGGGCAGAUAGAAUCUUCUCACCGUGGCACCAGCCUCACAAUCUGCUUCCAUGCAAGGAAACACAGGGACACUCAUGCUAGACAAACUGAGCGAAGGGAAGGAGAGAGAGCCAGACACACCACCCUAGGAGAGGUGAACAGCCUGGGCUGCUUGGUAACCAAACCACUGGGCCCAGUGAGUCAAGACCGGCUGCGGUUGUCACUGGGCCCAGAGGGUCAAGAGCUGCUGGGGAGUUGAUCCAAGCUCCUAGCUGAAGACAGGGCAGCUGUUUCUGCUGCUGCUCCUAAGGUAGAGGACUCCUCCCUCCCACCCCCCAACUACCCAGGCCCCCAAUACUGCUUCGCCUUGAACUGCAGAGAGUUAAGGGCUUGGAGUACAGGAGCCAGUGGGAACUGGUGGGGGCCAGGAGAAAGUUGGGGAGGGGAUUGCGGACCAGACUCCAAACCCCCUCCCCAGUCUUCUGCCUCCUCACUUACAUCGUCCCUAUCCCCACACCAGGUUAGCACAGCUUUGGGAAAUAGCAAAAAAAAAAACCCUCCAAAACCCAGUCCCCUAACAUUAUAAUAAAGCCAAACAAAAACUCUCCCCACCAAGGUUGGGUUGUCGAACAGCCCAGUUUUCCCUCCCCCAGGGGAAGAGAUUUCUGCUGCCAUCUACCCUGGCCCCUUUAGGUUGGUUUAGAAUGAUGGGGAGAAGGGCCCCACCUCCACCCCCAGCA